AUGAAUUCAUUGUAUAAUUUGCGAUCAUCAAAAAAGAUAUCAAAUGAUAUCGGAAAAAAAGAAACAGAUGAAAUUGACAAAGACAUUUUAAAUUUACUUCAACUUGAUGACGAUGAAGAAUCUGAUACUGAAACGAAUGCUGACGAUGAUGAUGAAGUCAGACAACAUGAUACAGACACUGAGCAAUCGCAAUCCGAAAGUUUUGAGGAUACUGAUGGAUCUGAAGAUGAAAAUAAUAAUAAUAGUUCUAAAUAUGUACUUGGGAAAGACAAUUUAACUAGAUGGGAACUCAAUCCACCUAAUCAACGAGUGAGAACGUCUAAAGCAAAUAUUAUUACACAUCUUCCAGGCGUAAAAGGUUCGGCUAAAGAUUUACACACUAUUCUGGAUAUUUGGAAAUUAUUUUUUCCAUUACCAACCGUGCAAGAAAUCGUAUCAUGUACGAAUAUUUAUUUAGAAAAAUUACGGACAGAAAGGUCAUACCAGCGAGAAACAGAUAUUCAUGCUACCAACAUCAAUGAGAUUUAUGCUAUGAUCGGGUUAUUGUUUUUGAUUGGUUUGAAACAUGGGUCACACUUAAAUUUACGGGAAUUGUGGUGCUCUGAUGGAACAGCGCCUGACAUAUUUCGAGCUGUAAUGAGUAUGAAACGAUUUUACUUAUUGCUAACCGCGUUACGAUUUGAUGACAUAAACACUCGAAAGGAACGUAAAAAACUGGAUAAUUUAGCUCCGAUAAGAAAAUUUAGUGAUGAUUUUAUAGAAAGGUGUCAAAAGCUAUACACACCAGGCGAAUUUCUGACUAUUGAUGAAAUGUUAGAAAGUUUUUGGGGUCGCUGUAAAUUUCGCCAGUAUAUAGCUAAUAAACCUGCAAAGUAUGGCAUCAAAAUUUAUGCUUUAGUUGAUUCAAGGACAUUUUACACAUUAAAAAUGGAAAUUUAUGCUGGCAAACAACCAGAAGGUCCUUAUAAAUUAUCAAAUAGCGCUUUCGAUGUUGUCAAAAGAUUGAGUGUACCAGUUCUAAAUACAGGUCGCAAUAUAACAAUGGACAAUUAUUUUACUUCAAUACCUCUCGCUCAAGACUUGUUACAAAAUCAUCGAACCACAAUAGUGGGGACAAUCCGUAAAAAUAAAAAAGAGCUUCCUCAAAAGUUUUUGAAUAUUAAAAAAAGAGCAGUUGCUAGUAGUGAAUUUUUAUUUUCUAGUAAUUGUACUUUGGUAUCAUAUGUUCCGAGGAAAAAUAAAAAUGUCCUUGUUUUAUCAACUAUGCAUCACUCACCGGAGAUAGAUGCUGAAUCUGGACCAAAAACAAAGCCAGAAAUGAUAACUUUUUAUAAUUCUACAAAAGGAGGAGUUGAUACAGUUGAUGAACUGAAAGGAAAUUAUUCAACAGCUCGAGAGACCAAUCGUUGGCCAAUGGUUAUCUUUUAUGCUUUUUUAAAUAUAUCUGGUAUAAAUGCGCAAAUAAUUUACAAUAACAACAAAUCAGCUGGUAAAAAUGCAAACGCUAACAUGACUCGCCGUGAAUUUUUAAAAAAGCUUGCGUUCGAUUUAAUUCAAUCGCAUCUUCUUGAUCGGCUUAAAGAGCCAAGAUUGACCAUCGAGCUUCGUCAAAUAAUUUCAAGAAUUACAAAAUUGAAGUCUGAUGCUGUCACUGAAGAAAAUACUCAAGAGGAUGGGACAAGUAAUGGAUAUUGUUCAUUCUGUCCGCGCCGAAAAAAUCGUAAAACAAAAAAAAAGUGCAGCCACUGUUCUUCAUUGAUAUGUAAUGAACACACUGCAUUUUACUGUAUGAACUGUGAAAAACAGUUAACUGAAUCUACUGACUGA
This is a messenger RNA of Cotesia glomerata, 1827 nucleotides long. RefSeq lists its product as uncharacterized. The record is from RefSeq and is a predicted model, not a curated record. The transcript has a single exon. NCBI's taxonomy places the organism in Eukaryota, Metazoa, Arthropoda, Insecta, Hymenoptera, Braconidae. The coding region runs from base 1 to 1827 and encodes 608 amino acids.